AUGGAAAACCAGCGGCAGGAAUCAUUCAAGCGGCUACGUACACCAUGUGUGGAGCUAAGCUCCGUCGGUCUGGGUUUUCGAGGUAAUCAUAACUCAGCUGCAGAUGUGACUCGAGCUCUUGAACCAGUUCACUAUGUCUUGGAGGAGCUUGCAGGAAAGAAUGCGUUGGAUGAGAAGCUUGCUGAAUAUGCCUUCUUCCCUCUCUCACAUAUCUUCAAUGAAACGCAGCGACUACCGACGCGGUGUCUCGAGUUAGCAGUGAAAUGCUUACAAAUAUUGGUUGCCGAUGGGUGGCGUCGAAAAUUAUCGCCAGCAUUGGGCAAGCAAUUGAUCAUAUUGCUGACAUUGAUCGUGGGCGGAUCCCCAAGCAAAAUCGAUGGGAAAGAACCUCUUAAGAACCAAGCAACAGAAGAGCUCUCAACAGCGGGUUUCAAUUGUCUCCGGGUGAUUUUCGACGUGCUGGAGGGCCCAGUUGCAGAACAGACCAUUUUCCAUGAGAUCGGCACCGCAACGGUAGUCGAUCAAACGGUCUAUCUCUUAUUAGAAGGAAUUGUGGAUGAGAGAUCCGAUGAUCUCUGUGUUGCAUCUGCAAAGGCAUUACAGGCCCUUUAUGCCAGAAUCUCAGACCAUGUGGUACUGGCGAGCAUCAUGCCAAGAACAGUCUCUGCGCUAGCCAAAGUGGUGAAACCCACAACACAGACUCGACGGUCAUACAAGUUGCUGGAGAUAUGUUUACACACCUUGAACCAUCUUCUGCAAGCGGUGCUUAAUGAUCGUGUGACUGCUCAGACAGAGAAGAUAAAGCCCGCCCAACUCGAAACCGAUACAGUGGCGUUGGACAAGUCUUGGCUGAAAGCUACAACCACGCAAAUCAAAUUAGCGUUAGUCAACGUGAUCCAGGUCCGGCGCCAUCAGCGACCAGAAGUACAAACUGCAAUGUUGAAGCUCUGCGUCAUGGUGAUAGAAGACUGCCAGGUCACUCUGAAAGACGCCGUUCCUUUGAUGGUUGACACGAUCGUGGUUCUAGCUGACAAAGAAGAAGAGUUACCGAAUGAGGCCUAUAAGACACUCCUUCAUCUAACUACCACAUAUCCAGUCGUGAUAGAUUCUCUCAAGGAAUCACUUCAUAGUUGGCUCAUGUCCUUUCCUCGAAUCAUGCAAAGCAAUGACGAGACAGCUAAACAAUGGGGAAUACGGCAGAUCUCGACUGCCUUCCAGGUCUUAUCCCAGGUUCAGUCUGGGUCUGACAUACUGACAAAUAGCCUGGCAUCUGGCCUAUGUGACAGUGUCAGUGCCGUCGUCAAAACCAGCAUAAACGGGCCACAAAUACUGGCCUCUACUACCCCAGAGAGCCUGAACCUGGAUGUCAUUGGCAUCGGGUCUCAAUCGCUAGAAUUUCCUCCGGUACUAUUAGAGCACCAAAGUCAGCAACAAACCUUGAAGGACCUGCGGUCUAUGAUCACAAGGCUCAACCUGUCUGAAUCUGGAAAUGCGAUCACGCGUUUGAUUGUCAAUCGACUGCAGGCUACAUCAGAUGAGACCGUCGUUGGUCCCUUCUGGUUAGCUUUGACGUCUCUUCGCUCACAGUCCCAAUCUAUGGCUGUCUUUGAUGACUUCCUUGCGGAUGACCAACUAGACCAGCCCCGGUCUCUGUCCAAGCGUGCGACAAUGAUAGAGGAGCUGUAUUGUACAUCAUUGAUCAUUUUGACUGAACUACCAGCGGAUGGUUCUGGUGACUGGAGAACACUGGCUCUUGCUUUGGAAGCAGUUGCUCUACAAGCCCAGCAACUUGGUGAGGCAUUCCGACCCGAGCUCAUGGAUGCUUUGUAUCCCACACUACAAUUGCUAGCAUCCAACAACCCGGUUCUCCAACAUCAUUCCAUGACAUGUUUGAAUAUAUUGACCAAAGCCUGCAAUUACCCGGACACCAGUACAAUGAUUAUCGAAAAUGUGGACUAUCUGGUCAACUCAGUUGCUUUGAAGCUCAACACCUUUGAUGUGUCGCCAUAUCCACCGCAAGUUCUUUUCAUGAUGGUAAAACUCUGUGGCCCAAGACUCAUCCCUUACUUGGAUGAUGUGAUCGACUCCAUAUUUGGCAUUGUGGACCUAUACCAUGGCUACCCAAAGCUGGUCGAGAUGUUGUUCAAGUCUUUAGCGGCUAUUGUUGAAGAAGGAGCAAGAAAACCAUCGCUACUGACAAUCGACGAUGGCCGAGAGACUGGCCCUCACGACCACCGCAAGAGUCAAUACCAGCACCUCUCAAUUUCCACGAUUGCCGAAAAUAUUUUGAAGAGGAAAGCUAAGAGCGCGAUGCAUGACGAAGAAGAAAUGGAUGCGGAAGGGAAUAUCCCGCAUCCCAAGAAGCCCUGGUCAGAAACCUACGACAAGCCACCUCCAGAACCCGAAACCAUCGAGGAAUUACUGAACCAAGCUGAAUCCGAUGAGCCACUUCCACCACCCAAAGAGCCAGAGGAUAGCGAGAAGCCACUGAGCAAGACUCAUUCCCUUCUUUUGCACAUCGUCAAAUCAACCCCAUCCCACCUUUCUUCGCCAUCGCCCUAUCUCCGACGCUCUCUUCUCACAAUCCUCAUCGACGUGCUCCCAGCCUUAUCCCAAAAUGAAAACAGCUUCCUCCCUCUAAUCAACGAUCUUUGGCCCUCAGUAGCCUCAAGAAUCAUCUUCCCUUCGUCACUGGGCUCCGAAUCCUCUUCAAACAGCCUAAUCACCCAAUCCACCUCCGGCUCAACAAAAACCCCCAGUCAACCCGAUAUUCAGACCUUCCAAGAAGAAACCUUCGUCAUCACAGCAGCCUGCCAAGCUAUCGAAGCCAUGUGCAAGGGCGCAGGCGACUUCAUGGCCUCUCGCAUCGAACCCGAGUUUUCUCGAUGGGAACGCGUAUAUCAACGCGUCUGGACAAAAGUCCGACAAGACGCCGAAGCAGCGAAUGAACGCCGUGCCCGCCAGGAACGUCUGGAGAAACAGAAACAAGAACGUUCAGGUGCUCCAAUGCUCAUACAAGCUGUUGAUACCGAGACUUCAAACGCUGAAUUCAACUUAGCGCCCACUGCCUCUCUCGCACUGUCACCUCUCACAUCCGGAUCCAAAGCCUUUACACCACAUCACACACUCUGGCGAGCAUUGAUUUCACUAUUCCUAACCGUCCUAACUCGCGUCCGUCUACCACUCGAAGUGGGAGAUCGGAUAUGCGAGAUACUGGGUGCGUGGAUUGCGUUAUUUGUUGGUCCCGCAUACUAUUUUCAUUCUAGGAAUUUGGACUCGGGUGCUAGGUUGGAUGAUGCGCAAAGGAGUAUGCUUUCAUCAGUUGAUGAUGCUAUCCAAGCGAUGGAGACUUGGAAUGCGGAUUUGACUUGGUUCAUUUUUGAGCAGCAGCGGAAUCAACUGCAUAGUCCUUCUACUGGACCUGUGUCUGAAGUUAAGGAUGAUAUGGCCCUGGAGCUUGAUGGAGUGGUACUCCGGUUCGCAGAGGUUGCAUUUUAA
Penicillium pulvis is the source of this 3498-nucleotide messenger RNA. RefSeq lists its product as uncharacterized. Gene Ontology annotation, cellular component: cytoplasm. The transcript is spliced from 2 exons. The record is from RefSeq and is a predicted model, not a curated record. The coding region runs from base 1 to 3498 and encodes 1165 amino acids. Gene Ontology annotation, biological process: chromatin remodeling. NCBI's taxonomy places the organism in Eukaryota, Fungi, Ascomycota, Eurotiomycetes, Eurotiales, Aspergillaceae.